Molecule: messenger RNA, 2435 nt
Organism: Tupaia belangeri chinensis (Chinese tree shrew)
Lineage: Eukaryota; Metazoa; Chordata; Mammalia; Scandentia; Tupaiidae
Product: complement C5
Exons: 17
Coding region: 16-2091 (691 amino acids)
Cellular component (GO): extracellular region
Molecular function (GO): endopeptidase inhibitor activity
Source: RefSeq, a predicted model, not a curated record
UACCCAUCACAUAUUAUGUUUAUGUGUGGGUUCUGUAUUUAUAGGUUGUUAAGAAACAUAACCUUGUAUUUUUGUCUUCCUUUUCACUUGAAGGAUCCAGAAGGGUCAGAGGUUGCCAUGCUAGAGAAAACAAAUUACACUGGAAUUAUCACUUUUCCUGACUUCAGAAUUUCUUCUAAUCCUAAAUACGGUUUAUGGACAAUUAAAGCUAAAUACAAAGAGGACUUUACAACAACAGGGACUACAUAUUUUGAGAUUAAAAAUUAUGGUUUAUUUUUGGAGAAACCUUACUUUUUUAUCUUAGUAGAACCAGAAAGUAAUUUCAUUAGCCAUAAAAACUUUGAGGACCUCAAGAUAACUAUAAAAGCUAGAUAUUCUUAUAAGAAUGUAACUAAGGCUGAAGUUUCUGUCAUUUUUGGAAUAAAAACAGAUUUUGAUGAUAGUAGAAAAGAAAUAAUGCAUGGAGCAACACAAACGGUGCAGCUGAUCGAUGGAGUUACACAAAUAAAUUUUAAUACUUCAAAGGCAAUUAAAAACCUUUCAUAUAAAAGUCUAGAAGAUUUAAAUAACAAGUACCUAAAUAUUUUUGUGACAGUACAAGAGAGCACAGGUGAAUUCUUCAGUGUAACCAAUGUGACUGAUGUCAAAUAUGUCCUCUCUCCCUAUACACUGCAUUUGAUUGCUACUCCUGUUUUCCUGAAGCCUGGAAUUCCAUAUUCCAUCAAGGUGCAGGUGAAGGAUCCAGUUGGCCAUUUUGUAGGUGGGAUUGCAGUAACCUUGAAAGCAAAAACAAUUGAUAAUACUCAGAAGAAGACAGAUCUGGAACUAAGGAAAAGUACAACAAAUUAUCAUGAUGGAAUUGUUUCAUUUGUGAUUGACAUUCCCACUGGUGUGACAGCAUUGGAGUUUCAUGUUAGAACUGAUGACCCAGACCUUCCUGAAGAAUAUCAGGCUAGCAGUGACUAUCAAGCAGUGGCCUAUUCAUCACACAGUCAAAGUUUCCUGUCCCUUAGCUGGACAGAUGGUUAUAGGAGUUUGGUUGUGGGAGAACAUCUGAACAUAAUUGUUACCCCUAAAAGUCCAUAUGUUGACAAAAUUACACACUACAGUUACUUGAUUUCAUCUAAGGGCAAAAUUGUAUACUUUGGCACAGAGAAGAGGCUCCCAGGUUCAUCUUACCAAUAUUUAAACCUUUCCGUGACUCAACACAUGGCUCCUAUAGCCCAUCUCCUGGUCUAUUACAUUGUCAAAGAAGGGAAGGCAGCAGAAAUAGUGUCUGACUCAAUCUGUCUCAAUAUUGAAGAAAAGUGUGGCAACCAGCUCCAGAUCCAUCUGUCUCCAAAUAAAGAUAUAUACUCUCCAGGUGAAGCUAUCUCUCUGGUGGUGGAAACUCAUUCAGAAUCACAGGUAGCUUUAUCAGCAGUGGACAGUGGCAUCCAAGGAAGAAGUGAAAAUCCCAUGGAAAGAGUACUUCAAGCUUUAGAUAAAAGUGACCAGGACUGUGGAGCAAGUGGUGGCAGGAACAAUGCUGAAGUGUUCUACUUGGCAGGUCUCACUGUCCUCACCAAUGCAAUUGCAGAUGACUCCCAACACAAUGAUGGAUCAUUUAAGAAACUUCUCAGAUCAAGAAGACAAUUGAAAGAGAAAAUAGAAGAGCUAGCAUCCAAAUUCAAACAUCCGGUGAUCCGAAAGUGCUGUCAUCAUGGAGCCUAUCCAAGUGAGGACAGCUGUGAGCAGAGGACUUCACGGAUUACCAUUGGUGCCAAGUGUGCCAAAGCAUUCCUUCAGUGCUGUACCCUGGCAAAAGAGCUACGAGAUGAGUCUUCUCACGUAUAUUCAAUUGUGGGAAGACUAGAAACAUACAUGAUAAGUGUUGCCAGCAACAAUUUUAGAGAAAAUUGGUUAUGGGAAGUAUAUCAUGUUCCUAACAGGUAUCAGCUAGAAUUGGUGCUACCUGAUUUUCUAACUACUUGGAAAAUUCAAGGUAUUGGGAUUUCAGAUAAAGGUCUGUGUGUUGUUGACAAACUGCAGUUGCAGGUAUGUAAAAACCACUUCCUGGUCAUAAACCACAAUGCAACAAGUGUCAAUUAAAAGGGACCAUUUCCAACAUCGAAACACUGGAAAUACAAUUUUCCUUGGAUACAGCUAAGACCCAAAGACUAAAGAAAUAUAAAUUGCAUGGAACUUCCAGGAAGGCUACUCAGAGAGAGCUGAUUAAAACAGGAAGAUGUCCCUUUUUUUUAACCUCUUUUUGCAGCGCUCACCUCAGAAACAAUGAUUGGUGCUCCAGCAGCCCUCUUGGAGUGUACUAGGCUAGAAGAACAAAAAGAUAAUGGCCCCUGCUUCUGAGGAAUCACUAUUCCAGCCUUUGACUUCUCACCACUAGAUUUCUUUUAUGUGAGAAAAAAAUAAAUGUUAAUCUUAUUUAAGCAUCA